CUUCCGGUUACAACAAAAAUGGAUUACACUAUGCUUGAGCAGUUACCGUGAUCUUUAACAGGUUCUUUGUUGCGGUUUUAGGAACUCGGAUUUUACGUUUUAGUGUUUCACUUUAGAAAAAACAGCAGCAAUGCACACGCACAACCUCCCUCUACAAAAAUUGUUAAUUCUUUGAACUAAACAAUUUUUGCACGAUGAUCCACUGCAAAACAAAACAAAUGGACAGUGUUGCAGAGUACGUAGAGUAUUUGUUGGGGUGCUCUAGACAGAAUCCUGCCAAUCUUGUAAAAAUAACUGCAACUCCAAGCAAAGGAAAGUCUUUAGACCAGAAACUCCUGGAGCUGUAUGUGGAAGAGUGUGGCAAACAGCCUGAUGACAAGAGCCUAAAUUAUGCUAGCCAUCUGCUUGGAAAACUAUUGAAGCGUGAACGCCUGAACUGUUUAGUAUUGAGUUUGUACCCAGGAACUGAAGGCUACUCUCUUAUGCUUCGUGCUCGCUCAGGGGUGGAAUCUGAAACUAUCAAGCUGCCCUAUGAGGAGACUGAAGUUCUGGAGUACAUUGAUGCAGCAGAGCUUCCACCUUUUUUGCUGGACCUUCUGGAAAAAGCACAGGUGAAUGUAUUCUACAGUGGGUGUGUCAUCGUAGAGGUUCGAGACUACCGGCGGUCAGCAUCAGGCUGUUAUGAUGCACACUAUGUUCUUCUGCGGCCAUCUGCCCAGUCCCUCCUUUGUGAUACAUUAUCACUGGCAGCAGAAUAUGGCAACAGCUCAUGGACCCAAGAUGACUUCCAGCAGUUGGAAUCUGAGAUGCUGCUGGCCACCUCAGAACCUCUUUGUCUUGACCCUUCCCCAGCAGUUGCCAUGGUUGCAACAGAGCUUACAAGACAGCAGAAGAUGUUCAAUGACCCUUCUUUGAAAAGGUCCAUUAAGCGGUACACGCAGGUCGCACAGAACAGAAAGAAGAAGCUAGCACAGGGUCCUGCACCACGAGAGCUGCGUCUCUUAGACUUCUUGCACAAAAAACGUGACAAGUCCAAAAUCGGGCAUGCAGCAAACAAGUCAAUCAAAUGUAGUAUUGACACAUGGAAACAACGGAGCGUGCAGUUAAACACACCUGAGAAUUUAGAGGUGGAGAAAUUUUUCAAGGUUCCUGAUCGUCCAGCCUCUCCUGGUGAAAACCUGAUUCUGGUGGAGGAACACAAACUGGAGCGAGAUCCAAACCAGGAACAUCGUAUGCUUGCUUGCAUCACCAUAUAUCGCCAGAGAUUAGCAGAUGGAUUUAUUGGUCGUCUUUACCUGGACCAUGACUACAGUGGGGAGGAAAGUUCUCAAAAGGGGUGCUCAUGCCAAUUUCCACUUGGAACAAGACAAAAUGUAGAUAGGUAUCUAGAGCAGUUCAAGGAACUUUUUACAGAGGAAGGACGAAGGCUGGUUAAAAUCACCACGCAGAGAGCAGGGCAAGCCCCAGAGGUGGUGCUAACACAGGUGUCGCAAACUCCUACAGCAGCCACUAGUAUCACUAUUACAAGUUCCCAGGCUCUGUUGAAGCAGGCCACACCUGUGGGGCAGGGUGACAGCACCAACAACUCACUGGCCACCAAGCGGAACAUUCCUAUUCAGUUAUCUCUGUCAAUCACACCGGUGGGCACUGUGUCUACUACUGCUUCCAUAACAUCCCAAGGAACUGUAGUGACGUCAGCAGGUAUGACAGGACAAGCCACCCAGCUGCAGGCUUCUUCCCAGAGAUUCAAACAGCUGAACCUUCAUAGUCGAGCAAACUCCUCACCUCUAGCAAGUCCUGCCUCAACACCUACAUCAGCACCACAGCAGAUUGCAGCAGCCCUUGUCAGCCAGCAAUCUGUUCUUCAGAAAGCACCCACACCAACUCCUGCUCCCACCCCACCUCCCAUAUCUCGCACACCAACCCCCACACAGCCUCCCACUCCCACUUCCUCCACAUCAAGGCGAGGAUCUCUGCAGGCAGGUGAUGGGCAGCUGAGUCAGCAGGCUACAGCACAGCCUGGACAGCAACAGACAUCCAACAUUAGCUUUGUUCAGCAAGAGUCGCUAGGUGGAGUUUCUCUCAGCCAACCCAGUACCCAAGGGACUCAACUGUCCAAUAUUAACAUUGCCAGCAUCAGUAGUCUGCCACCUAACAUAAAUCUCCAAGGACUUACUGGCCUCCAGGGAGUCAGCCUUGGCCUUCAGCACAUGCAGGUAUCACUCUCCAUGCCUGGCAUAGCUGUACCAGUCCCAAUCACCAUGAUCAACACUAACCCCUCCAUCUUGCAAAACCAAACAAGUAUCCUGUUACCAGGAGGCCAGCAGUCCAUCCCACUGCUGAGUCUGCAGCAACAGCAACAACAGCGAGGAGGGCAGCUGAAGACAGGAACUCUGACAGCAACCAUUGCCACAACCACAGCUGGUGGGGCUUCUCGGCAAGGAUCAACUACCACAACUACAGUGCCUUUGUCAGGAGUACUGACAAGCCAGCAAAUGUCAGCACUCACCUCGCUGACAGUGGGCAAGGGGGGUGGAACCACAGCUACACCUCUCAGUGCUCACCAGUUUAUUCACUUGACGGGAGGAACACAAGGGACUAGCAGCACAGUUUCUACUGCUCAGGGAGGGUCGCAGACCAUACACACGCAGAUUGCACUGCAAAAGCCAGCAGGGAGCAGUGGUCAGACAUUCCAGUUCCACCCACUGCACUUAAAGCAAGGUGCAGUUGCCACAUCAGCUCUGGCUGGAACCGGCAUUUCCACAACAAAGCCAAAGAUUAAGAAGAGAGGUGGAACUACGCCUCCCAAAAGCUAGCAUUGUGAUGAAGGUCUUGCAUUCUUCUUGUCCCUAUGAAAGUUGGAAGAUGUGCUGGAAGCCUUGCAUUCACUUGACUCGGUGAUGUUUGCAGAGGAGUUGCAAUGAUCCUCCUUUAAGCUGCUGUUGUCUAGUCUUUUUGUCACAAUAUUUCCACUGUAGAGACUGAUAAGCAAGUCUUAUCUUAAUAAGAUAAAAUGAUUGAUUGCUUCUGCUAAAGGGCAGUGAGAUGGUAAGAGACCAACGAAUCUCAUCAUAUGGAAAUCAGAAUAUUUAUUAACGGGGGUGGGGGUGGGGGUGGGUGGGAUGUGACCCAGGUAAUCUUGUUUUAGCUGUUUAUGAGGCAGACAUUCAAAGUGCUGUUGCAAUAUUUUGAAUAGAAUUGUAAAAAGAUGUUAUUGUACAAAAAAUUGAAAUAUUUUGUUCAUAUUUAAUAUCCUAACAGUUUGGUUACUUUAAGCAGCGUAAACAGAAGUACAAAAUCUUUAAAUUUUUUCUGAUAAAGUCACUGUGCCAAUGAGCUGUCCUGUUGAGGCCAAAUUAUAGAACUGCCCCCAAGGCAAACGUGGCAUUGAAAAAAAUUCAGUGAAUAUGAAAAUAAUCAGGCCAACAUGAACUAUCUAUUGUCGAUCUGAAACAAACAGUGAGCUCAAGCGGAUGAAGCCAUUGUUUUCUGUAAAAAGUGUUGAAGGCUUGGUGUACAGAGGCACUUUCUCACUGCAGCCAUUUGAUUAGUGAUUUGAUGUCAGAUGUUGUGACUUGUACAGUUUAACUCUGUGUGUCAAGAGCAUUGGUGGAUGAUUGUAUAUGCUUAUACUUGCACCUGUCUGUUUUAUGUUUUGUGUUAUUUGCUCAGCUGUUAACAGUAACAGAGAGAAUACCAAAUGUAGCAUUACAGUUACAACACUUUGUUUUUUCUUGAUAUAAAGCUUGAAUCUUCUUAAACAUAUAUCUUUAUGAAUUACAAUGUCAGUAUUGAAAUGACAAAUAUUUUUCACUCAGAAGAUAUCUUUGGCUUGUUACUACUUAUUGCCAAAUACAACAGAACUUUGGUAUUUUAUUUAGUUUAUUAUUGUAAUAUGAUGCUUAAAAAUAUAAAGGGUAUUAUAAAGAAUUCAUGCAGAGGUGUGCAGCAUACAUCUGCACACAUGCACAAGCACACUCACACACCGUAAUUUAUCACAGAACAUCAUUGCUAAUUGCAUGAAAAUUAAUAACUUCAUAAAUAUACACAUACAAAUAGAUUAACUAUAAAAAUAAAAAAACAAAAAAUAUUUCAACGGUCUGAUUAUGCUGCCCCCUCCAUUUCAUUAUUCUUAUCAUCAGAGUUCAUACUGACCUGUGCAAUGUGUUUAAGGAGAAAAAGCCAUUGAAAAAUUUGUGUAAUUUGACAAUUUUCUUUCAAGUAGACAGUUUUUGCGCUCACAUUUUCAGCACAACUACAUUUGGUUCCUACGGGUCUUUCACUCAUAACCAAUUCAUAAAACCCUUUGAGUCAUGUGUUUAAGAUGCAUGCACAGACUUUUUACAUUAAACAAAAUAUUCUCAAAAACAAGACUAUCUAAUGGUCAUAGUAAAACGACAAAAAUUAAUGCCCACAUUUUUCUUGAAAAUUUUCUGUCUGCUUGACUAGACUAAUGCUGUAUAAGCAGGAGUUGAAGGCAUUAAAAACAGUAUGGUCUCCAUCAUUUGCAUGCAAUAAAACAAAACAAAAAAAAUUGAUGGGGUAGUCAGUAGAAGCUCAAGCAUAAUAUUUCUUACAAAAA
Messenger RNA from Pomacea canaliculata, 4582 nucleotides. Its product is annotated as transcription factor SPT20 homolog. Bases 195 to 2816 code for a protein of 873 amino acids. The record is from RefSeq and is a predicted model, not a curated record. Lineage: Eukaryota; Metazoa; Mollusca; Gastropoda; Architaenioglossa; Ampullariidae. Gene Ontology annotation, molecular function: transcription coregulator activity. Gene Ontology annotation, cellular component: SAGA complex. Gene Ontology annotation, biological process: regulation of transcription by RNA polymerase II. The transcript has 22 exons.